Varanus komodoensis (Komodo dragon) is the source of this 999-nucleotide messenger RNA. RefSeq names its product neuropeptides B and W receptor 1 (gene NPBWR1). Gene Ontology annotation, cellular component: membrane; neuron projection. Lineage: Eukaryota; Metazoa; Chordata; Lepidosauria; Squamata; Varanidae. Gene Ontology annotation, molecular function: neuropeptide binding; neuropeptide receptor activity. The transcript has a single exon. The record is from RefSeq and is a predicted model, not a curated record. Bases 1 to 999 code for a protein of 332 amino acids. Gene Ontology annotation, biological process: neuropeptide signaling pathway.
AUGGAUAAUAUUUCCUCACAGCCUGAGCCCAAUGCUUCCUGCACAGAUGUGGGUGUUGGUUGUUACAGGACUGGGCACCAUUGGCAUAAUAUGUCAGCCCCACUACUGAUUCCUAAAUUCUACAUUGCUGUGCCCAUCAUAUACUCUGUGAUAUGUGCUGUAGGACUCACUGGAAAUUCUGCAGUUAUUUAUGUUAUCUUAAAAGCUCCCAAAAUGAAGACAGUCACCAACAUUUUCAUCCUCAAUCUGGCAAUUGCUGAUGAGCUUUUUACGCUGGUGCUUCCUAUCAAUAUAGCUGACUAUCUGUUGCUUCAAUGGCCAUUUGGUGAAUUCAUGUGCAAAUUGAUUAUCUCCAUAGACCAGUACAACACUUUUUCAAGCAUUUAUUUUCUAACUGUCAUGAGCAUCGAUCGAUUCCUUGUGGUGGUGGCCACAGUCAAAUCAAAGAAAAUGUCCUACCGCACCUACAGGGCUGCUAAGACAGUGAGUCUAUGUGUAUGGGCUUUUGUCACCAUCAUCAUUUUGCCAUUUAGUAUCUUUGCCAAGAUACAUACUGAGGCGGGGCGGUCCCAGUGUGUCUUUGUCUUUCCCAAUCCAGAGAGCUUCUGGUGGAAGGUGAGCCGUCUCUACACCCUGAUCUUGGGUUUUGCCAUCCCUGUGUCCACUAUUUGCAUCCUAUACAGCAUCAUGCUCUACAAACUCAGGCGGAUGCGUCUCCACAGCAGUGCUAAAGCUUUGGACAAAGCAAAAAAGAAAGUGACCAUCAUGGUGCUGAUCAUCUUGGGAGUUUGCCUGUUCUGCUGGACACCCUAUCACCUCAGCACUGUGGUUGCCCUCACCACAGACAUCCCCCAAACCCCUCUGAUAAUUGGAAUCUCUUAUUUCAUCACCACACUGAGCUAUGCUAACAGUUGCCUCAACCCUUUCCUUUAUGCCUUUUUAGAUGAUGCUUUCCGGAAGAGCUUCCGGAAACUGAUCGAGUGUGGAACUUCCUCAUAA